Erpetoichthys calabaricus (reedfish) is the source of this 2484-nucleotide messenger RNA. RefSeq names its product zinc finger protein OZF-like. The transcript has 2 exons. The record is from RefSeq and is a predicted model, not a curated record. The coding region runs from base 460 to 1821 and encodes 453 amino acids. Lineage: Eukaryota; Metazoa; Chordata; Cladistia; Polypteriformes; Polypteridae.
UUUUACUGUUAAUGACGGGAACUUCUACUGUAAAUAUACAGCGGUUUGAAAGAAUUAUUCGCGGGGAAAAAGUAAUUUCAGUGUACGGAAGAGGGCGUGCGAAACGGAUAUUGGUUACAUACGGCGUAAUUCGCCAGCAGCGAUUCCAGACCGGCAAAGCUGCCAGUCUGUGUGCUUUUGGGGAGAAUCGGCGAGUCCAGCACCCUUUCUCACGUGCUCCCGGCCGUUCAGCAUUCGGCUUCCGUAGUACCGCCUGCCGAGUCGUCAUCAACCUUCUACCAGUCUGCUGUCCAAUCUCGCCUGAAUUGUGCUUCACCGUCUCAGUGCACCGACCCACAGAAUAGCCAUUGAUUAAACAAAGCUUGAACUGGCCCUGUCUUCUGGACUCUCUACCCCUUGGUUUAUCCACAGUCAAGAGGAAUGUGAGGAGAGCUUUUCUGUUCUUAUAAAAAGGAAGGUAUGGCUCAGAGACCAAUUUGCUUAAAAGAGGAGACCAUCACUCCAGAGUCCUUCACAUUUAAAGAGGAGGUUCAUGAGCAAGGGCUUCUGUGCCUAAAAGAAGAGGCCUCUGAUAUAAAGGUUUGUCACAAUGUUAAACCAGAAGUGGGAUCUUCAGGUGAUUAUGCCACAUGUGACAGUCCAGUGGGGUCUCUGAGGUUCAGCUGCCAAGUAAUCAAGGCAGAAGGUAAAUGUGAAGAUGCUCAUGUAGAGAAAAAUGAAAUUGAAGGUCAAAAGGUUUCUGGGCUGAAGACACCAUGGUGGAUGACAGAGGAUAUAAGGAAAUUCAAAAAGAAGCCAAAUCCAUUGAAAGACCAACCCCAUCAGAAACGGAGAAAACUGUACAACUGUUUAGAAUGUGGGAAAGGUUUUGAUGCACUUAGUAUUUUUAAAAUACAUGUUAUUGCUCAUACAGGGGUGAAGCCAUACAGUUGUGCAGAGUGUGGAAGAAGUUACAGUCAUCAGUCUGCCCUGAAAAACCACCAGAGGAUUCACACUGGGGAAAAGCCACACAGUUGCAGUGAAUGUGGGCAAAGCUUCAGAGAGAAGAGCAGGCUUAAGAUCCAUAAACGCAUUCACACUGGAGAAAAACCAUAUAGCUGUGCAAAGUGUGAGAAGAGCUUCACUUACCAGUCAGGCCUACUGGCUCAUCAGAGGACUCACGGAGAUGGGAAAACACACAUUUGCACUGAAUGUGGAAAAAGCUUCAGUCACAAAUUCAAACUUAAGGCACACAAUCAAAUUCACACUGGACAGAAACCACAUGUGUGUGGUGACUGUGGGAAAAGCUUCCAUUAUCCUUCUGGCCUUAGAGUUCAUCAGAGCAUUCAUACCGGUGAGAAACCCCACACUUGUACUGCCUGUGGGAAAAGCUUUGUUCAGCCAUCUGCCCUUGCGACCCACCAGAGAAUUCACACUGGAGAGAAACCAUAUAGUUGUGCUGAGUGUGGGAAAAGCUAUAGGUAUGCCAUCUGCCUCACGAUACACCAGCGAAGCCACACUGGGGAGAAACCCCACGUUUGUAAAGAAUGUGGGAAAAGAUUCAUUCACACAAUCAAUCUGAAGGUGCACUUGAGGACUCACACUGGAGAAAAGCCAUAUGGUUGUUUGGAAUGUGGGAAAAGAUUUACUCAGCCAUCUUCCCUUAAGUCACACCAGAAAAUUCACAUGGGAGAGAAACCACACACCUGCACAGAAUGUGGGAUUAGCUUUAAUCAUUUAAAGAAUCUUAAGUCACACCAGAAAAUUCAUUCUCUUAGCAGGCCAAACACUCAAGGCAAACAUAAGAGAACAGCAAUACGACCAGUCAGGACUAAUAAGUGAGGUUGACCUCUGUCUUGAAACUUAUGGUGAUGUUAAACCUCAGGAGAAGCUGUUGAGCAUGUGGAAAUUUUUUGUCAUUAUUCCACCCUCAGAAUGCAUCAGACUAUUCAAUUAAUAUACUAUGGAAUGAUUCAGUUUUCCAGACAUUUUUUGAUCCAUCAUUUUUUUUUCCUAUUUGCUCUUCCAGGUCAGAGCUGCUAGACAGACUGCACCACCCUCUCCUCAGCUAAUACUUUCUACAAUAUCUUUGCAAUUUAUAUGCUAUUUGAGAAAUGCAAUCUCUCCUCCAUUACUUGGAUCUGCCUUUAGGCCUACACAAACUGGAGAAGCAGCAGAUAUACCCAGAGGUCUUACCAUAUUGGCAUCACGGCAAGUGAAUUAAAUAACACUACAUAGGCACCUCAUUUUGUCUACUUGUACUCUCAACCUCAUUCUUUCUGUCACUGAGAAUGGCUCCUGACAAUGUGUAAAGAUGGAAUUUAGACUGACCUGUAAACUGUAAGACUGGCCUAAGGAGUCAUCUUCCACUUUUCCAGAACUUUCUGGGGCACUGAAACCAAUUAUGAAGCAAACAAGAGCCUGAAGAACUUCAACUCCUCCACCUAUGGCAGCUGCUACAGUUGUCUUAGAAUCCAAUGGUCUAGUAAGCAAAGGAAACAUAAA